Messenger RNA from Anolis sagrei ordinatus, 876 nucleotides. The record is from RefSeq and is a predicted model, not a curated record. NCBI's taxonomy places the organism in Eukaryota, Metazoa, Chordata, Lepidosauria, Squamata, Anolidae.
AUGACUUGCUCAGCCCCGCUCCUGAUCUUCUUCUUGCCGUUCUUCCCGGCUGCCAUGGGGACGGCCCCAGAAAACAGCCGCUUAGAAGAUGCCUUCCAGGGGGAAAUGGCCGAAUUCUCCUCCGAAAGCGAGGAAAGACCCCUGGCACAAACAGAAGAGUCAUCUGACCAAUCCCAGCGCAUCAUCGGGGGAUACGUAGUGCCUCCCCGUUCAGCCAAGUACCUGGUGUCCCUCAAGAGGAAGACGGGCUCCCACUUCUGCGGCGGAGCCUUGAUCAGCCGGAGCUGGGUCCUGACUGCGGCCCAUUGCAAGACCAGUGCCCACCAGAUGCUGAUCGUGGCCGGGGAAUACUCCCUCUCGGCCUUUGAAGGCACGGAGCAGGUCUUCCGCCCGGCCCGAAUGCUGGCCCACCCGGACUACAACCCCGUCUCCAAGAAUGCAGACAUCAUGCUCAUCAAGCUGAGCCGCCCCUUGGCCUACAGCCCAUACGUCUCGGUGGUGCCCCUUCCCCAGCGAGGCUCCCCGGUGAGGGAGGGUCGCCUGUGCCAGGUCUCCGGCUGGGGACACACCUCGGCGGUGGGCGGCCGCACCUCCGACACCCUGCGUGGUGUCUACCUACCCGUCUUGCCCGCCUGGAAGUGCAACGCCUCCUACGCCGGGGCCAUCACCAAGGACAUGCUCUGCGCUGGGUUCAGCGCCGGAGGAAAAGAUGCCUGCCAGGGCGACUCGGGAGGCCCGCUGGUGUGUGAGGGCCGCGUCCUGGGCAUCGUCUCCUGGGGCCACAGCUGCGCCACGCCCCGCUUCCCAGGGGUCUACACCGCCGUGGCCGGGUUCCAGAAGUGGAUCUACAAGGUCCUUCUUGAGAAUUAAGUGCCC